Messenger RNA from Pelmatolapia mariae (spotted tilapia), 1548 nucleotides. RefSeq names its product parathyroid hormone-like hormone a (gene pthlha). Lineage: Eukaryota; Metazoa; Chordata; Actinopteri; Cichliformes; Cichlidae. Gene Ontology annotation, biological process: bone mineralization. The record is from RefSeq and is a predicted model, not a curated record. Gene Ontology annotation, molecular function: hormone activity. The transcript has 4 exons. The coding region runs from base 270 to 890 and encodes 206 amino acids. Gene Ontology annotation, cellular component: extracellular region.
CAACAAACGCUCCCAUCAGAGCGACCUGCAGCACUGCAGUCGGGCUCACCUUUAACCGCUGGAGCUGCAGCUGGAUGACCUCCCUGCUCACUCUAUGAGGAGGCUUUAAACUGGGAACAAACCAAAGAGGAGCUGCUGGAUGAGUUUUGGUUUGUCGGGAUUGCUUUUUUCCCCUAAAGGUGUCAUCACCUGGAUUUUCUCUUGAGACAGUUUGAGAAAGGACUCGUUUUCUGUGUUUUUCUGUUUCUGUGCUGCUGUGGGAACAAACAAUGUUCUUCUCCAGGACGGUCCUGCAGCAGUGGUGCUUUGCUGUCUUCUUGCUCUGCUCUCCGGUGCCGCACUUUGGACGGCCGAUUGAUGCCCUGAGCAGCAGAAUGAAACGCUCGGUGAGUCACGCUCAGCUGAUGCACGACAAAGGCCGGAUGAUGAUGGAACAUGAGCGUGUUUUACUCCUGAAGGCGCUUUUGGACGAAGUCCACACGGCAGAGAUCCGUGACCUCCCCGUGCGGACCACCGGGGGAGGCGGGAGCAGCAGCGACGCCGGCGUUGGGAUGCCGGGGGUCGGCCUGGGAAUCAACCUCAGCACCACCGGCAGCACCCUGCACUCCAAACCCCCCGGAGGCACCAAGAACCUCCCCAUCAGCUUCCGGCUGGAGGAGGAGGAGGGCACCAACCUGCCACAGGAGACCAACAAGUCGCAGACAUACAAAGACGGCGUGAAUAAAGUGUCGGGCAAAAAGAAGAAGAAAUCGAGGGCUGGGAAGAGGAGGGAAGGGGAAAAGAGGAAGAGGAGGGCACGCUCUUUGGGGUGGAGGCUGGAGGAUGAACUGGGGAGCGGACUCCACCUGGAGUGGAGGUCUCUGCUCGGACUCCAGAGGGCGCUGCAUUAAAACGCCGUCAGUCUCUGACGAAGAAACCUUCCGACGGUUGGAGUGGACUCCUAAAUGCUCACAUUACAGACUCUGUAACUGUGAUUGUUUGGAAAGAAAUUGGAAAAUAUUUAUUGUGUGUAAAUAUUCUAAAUAUAGCAGAGUAGAUAGCAGAAUAUGAUAAGAAAAAAACCCUUAUUGACGCUCCGCAGGGCGACAGAUUUUCCUCUUUGUGAAUCCUUGCUUUUCCCUUUUUAAAAUUCCAAUUAUGUUCAGUUUUUUGCAGUAAUUUAUUUUGUCUGAAUGGUGUAUUUAUUUUGUAAAUGUAUCGAGGUGCUGCUGACCUUCUAUAUUUUUGUACCGUAAUGCACUUUAGAUAUAUAAAUAUAAAUAUAUAUACCAUUAAUUUUGCUCAUUGACUUGUGUUUGUGGGUGAUUGAAAUGAAGAAAAACGACGGUUGUCUCUCUGUGUUACCUUUCAGUCGGUCUGUCCAAGGGUCCAGUUUUUAUUUGUUUCUCUGCUGCUGUUUGUUCGAUUGUUUUCAGUUUGUUGUCUUCAAACCGCUCUGCUUCUCACGGCCAAACAUCACAUGUGUACAUAAACCAAACACGGCUCCAUAUUGUUGUUUUUGGCACUUGCACUGAGAUAAACAGCCUGUACUGAAUGGAUUAAACAUUU